Macrosteles quadrilineatus (aster leafhopper) is the source of this 3301-nucleotide messenger RNA. RefSeq lists its product as uncharacterized. Gene Ontology annotation, cellular component: membrane. Bases 68 to 2284 code for a protein of 738 amino acids. Gene Ontology annotation, molecular function: G protein-coupled receptor activity. The record is from RefSeq and is a predicted model, not a curated record. Gene Ontology annotation, biological process: G protein-coupled receptor signaling pathway; cell surface receptor signaling pathway. NCBI's taxonomy places the organism in Eukaryota, Metazoa, Arthropoda, Insecta, Hemiptera, Cicadellidae. The transcript has 3 exons.
GUGUGCACGCGUUCGGUGCGCAACGUGCGUUAUUGUGGAUAUAACAUCACUCGGAGAUGGUGUCGUGAUGUUGCGUUUGGUGGUGAUCUGCCUCGGGAUUUCCUCGGUUCUGCCUUUAGAACUGAGCCAUCAGGAUCUAGAGCUUGCCAACAAAACUUGCGAUGGAAAAUCCACUUGCGAACUCGGCAAGAAGUCAAGAUUUGGUGAUGACUUGGAUUGGAGAGAUAGAAACUGCUUUUGCGAUGAACUCUGUCGCAGAUACGGAGACUGUUGCUUGGACUCUCCGUUUUACAACAUCGCAGAGCAGAGGCGAGGAAUUGCGUCCUUCACAUGUGUGGACCUGCGACAGUUUGGAGGCAUCUACAUGAUGACGACCUGUCCUCCAGCGUGGGGCAACCCGAGAGUCAGGGCGAUGUGUGAGACUGGCAGCAACAAUAGACAAGACCCCAUCGCGGGACUUCCAGCUACUAGUCACAACACAAGUGUCACCUACCGCAAUUCCUAUUGCGCAUUGUGUCACGGAGAUACGCAGCUUGAACUGUGGACACCUAGGAUAGAGUGUCCUACAUUGAACAUCCAACACAACCUGACGAGGGAGAACUUUACCAACAUGUUGACUUACAAUCACACCAGGAACCCACCUACUUGGGGAAUCACCAUGAAAGACAAGUUCCAUCCUUGCACGAUAGAUCCCGUCAUUCCUGAGACAUCUUCUCAUUUAGUCAGGAGAUGCCAAGCUGACGCUAUUAAGUCUUGUGCGGUUAACUGGACAAACAACGAUGUGAGGAAUAGAUGUGAGGCGUACACUUCUAUGGUGUACCAUGGAAACUAUGCGUACAGAAAUCCUCACUGCGCCAUGUGUAACAAUGUACCCCUUCAGUACCUUGCAUGCAGCAAGAUAGUAUUUAGGACUUUUUUCAACAAAGACUUUAGUCCUGUUGCAUUUGCUGUUUUGUUUGAUUUGUCUGGUGGUAAAACUGUUGGUAAAGUUCAGCCUUGCACCAAAAGUCAGUUGUAUGACCCAUUUUUCAGAAAGUGCAGGGACGUUAUUCAAGAUAUCUCUGUUUAUGAAGAGCUAGUAAUACCACUAGAGGAACAACAAGAAAUGAUGGAAGAGGUUUUAUAUCAUAACAGAACUAACCACACAAGCUAUAGUACGGAAUACCAUCAUGUCACAGAAAGCAGUGAAGAUCCACAGUGUGCCAAGUUUAUACUCAACCCCGAAGAUUUUGAAAGUAACAACGGUUCAGUGUUUGUUCCAGCUUACGAUCAGACUUUCAAGCGAGGUAAAUACACGAUUCGUGAUGACGGGACUUUAGAACUUUGUGUUGACGCUCUUGGAGUACAACUCGCAGAUAAGUUCGGAGAAUAUAUGGGUUACAUAACGUUUGCUGGGCUAGGUGUAUCUAUAAUAUUCCUUAUUUUACAUCUCACAGCCUUUUUGUUGGUUCCUGAACUAAGAAAUCUAUCUGGGAAGAAUCUAGCGUCACUGUGCGUUUCUCUUCUUGUGGCAUAUACAUCCUUCAUGGCCGGACAACUAUUGAAGAUCAGAACAACCUCUUGUCAAGUGGUCGCAGUAUUGACAUAUUACAGCUUCCUGGCAUCCUUCACCUGGAUGUUGACAAUGUCCUUUGACGUUUGGAGAACAUUAAGAUUGGCAACAGCUGAAUUGAGAGUUUCUGCUGGAAAACAAUGGAGGAAGUUCACAAUUUACUCACUUUGGAGUUGGAUAGCACCGGGAAUAAUAGUUUUAUCUUCUCUUCUUGUUGAGUAUGCCCCAGAAGGUUCAAUUCCCUCCGAGUACCGUCCAGACUUUGCAAUCAAUGCUUGUUGGUUCGGCCAGCGUAGAGCGUUACUGCUCUACUUUGCUGUUCCUCUGGGAGUCAUCAUGGUAUUGAACGUGAUAUUUUUUGCAAGUUCUGCCCACAUGAUUUACUCAACUACGUCUACUACAAGAUUCACGGCCAGUGCUGGAACACAAAGAGACUUCCGAUUGUACAUUCGACUAGCGUUGGUGAUGGGAUUGACUUGGGUUGUUGGUCUAAUAGCAGGUACUUUGGACAACGAAGGACUCUGGUAUGCCUUUGUGGCUCUCAACACAUUACAAGGACUGUUCAUCUUCCUGGCGUUCACCUGCACAGACAAGGUGAUCCGAGGUCUAGCCCUGAGGAAGGCCGAUGGAAGACCUCUCCGACCUCCCUCCUUCUCCUGGUCAGGUGCCUCCACAGACAGUACGAGGAAGUCACAUAUGUCCGAUCCAGGAACCACAGACACUCUCUACUAACCAAAGUUUUCAUCCGUAGCUUGUAUCUAAAGUAGCUUUAUUAGUCUUGUGAGUUUUUGUGAAAAUAUGUGUAAAGCUUGUAUUAGUGUAUUUUGUACAUAUCUUCUCACCAUGACCAUUUAGUUAGAUUUAAGUACGAAUGAAGAGUAUAUGUAAAAUAAAUGUAUUAUGUGAUAAGUUAUGAUACAUGACUUUUAGGAAGCUAUAUAAUUAGGCUCUUGAAAAGAAGAACCAGGUAAGAUAUUAUUAUAUUUUUAAGUUGAAGUACAAAUUUAAGAGUUUUUUUUUUUUUUAUAUAGAAAUUAGUUAUUAAACUGCUUUGUAAUUUUUUACAGACCCUUGCAACACUUACAUUAUUGAAAGCAAUUGUCAACAAAGUUAUUAGAUAAGUAGCAACCCCUAAUACAUUGUUAGUAAUUCCAACUACCUAUUUGUAAAUCAAUUCAAUUCAAUGACUACUUGCUUUUGCUUUUUGUUUUUUUCUUCAAAUUUGUUCUAUAUACAUCUAAACUAUAAAAUUGUAUAUUUUACAUUUAGUUAUUUAAAUAUCUUUUAGUUUUAGCAAUGUACAUAGUUGAAAUGUAUCAAAAGUGUAACACAUGUAAAUAAUUAAAUGUUUUCAACUUUUAAUUUGUUAUUUUUUGGCAAUACAGAUUUGAUAAAAUCCCUAAGUGAUUUUCUCCUUAGCUACCUUUUCAUAAUUUUGUUACCGUAUUUUGAUGUAGAGACAAACACAAUUGGGGCUUGUGCUAUUCCAACUUGUUCCGAUGGGUAAGGUACAAGACACUAAUGAAUACUUACAUGAUAUUAUAUAUUAUAUAUCUUGAAUUAUUCUCCCAAGUGGGGGUGUUUAGGGAUAAUCUAAGCAAAACUACGACAAAAAACGAAUUUAAACUAUAAAAUAAUCAAAUGUAUUUCUCAUUAAUGUUUUCAUGACAAAGGAACAAUAUUGGACAACAAAACAGACAGCUGAUAGUAAAAACAACAUUCACGUCAUCUUAAGUAUGACUAUUACAA